AUGCACUUCAAGUCAGCAAUUUUGUUUUUGGUGGUUGCUGUAACUGUAAAUGCACAAUACCAACGCGUCAUCGAUCCGGCAACAUGGAACUACGCAAUGUCGGAGAGUAACAAGAAAGAGUGCACGGUGAGUAGCCGCUCGAAUACGGUGUAAAUCCCAUCUCAGGUCCAUAAAAACCAAUCGCUCCAUGUCGUUAUGGACAGAAUCUGCGAGCUUUGCCAUGAAAUGUUCAGCCAUGAGAACCCCAAUUUCCGUUCUCAAUGCAUUGCUAACUGCUUCAAAACCUGGGUAUUCCGGAGCUGUUUGAACGUCUUCAAACCCUAUUGA
Molecule: messenger RNA, 327 nt
Organism: Bursaphelenchus xylophilus (pine wood nematode)
Lineage: Eukaryota; Metazoa; Nematoda; Chromadorea; Rhabditida; Aphelenchoididae
Source: the annotation of a GenBank genome assembly